Molecule: messenger RNA, 2203 nt
Organism: Neoarius graeffei (lesser salmon catfish)
Lineage: Eukaryota; Metazoa; Chordata; Actinopteri; Siluriformes; Ariidae
Product: serine protease HTRA3-like
Exons: 10
Coding region: 137-1642 (501 amino acids)
Biological process (GO): proteolysis
Cellular component (GO): extracellular region
Molecular function (GO): protein binding; serine-type endopeptidase activity
Source: RefSeq, a predicted model, not a curated record
UCUUUUCUCCAUCCAUAACUGUGAUCAUGACUCCUGUGUGAAGAUGAUUCAGCUUCAGUCAUGACUCCCACUGGCACCGGUGAUUGUGCGCGCGCUGAUCUGAGGGGAUGUGAUUUCUCCACGGACUCCUCACCGCAUGCCCUCAGUUCACUGGUCUAACCGGACGAUGCGCGUGCUGCUUUUCGCCGUGUGCGCGCUUUUCGCGCAUGCCGUCGCAGGGCCCGUGUCGCGCGCGCCCUGUCCGGCUAAGUGCGAUAUGACCAAGUGCCCGGUGCCGCGUGCUGCGUGCCAGGACGGGCGCGUGCUGGACCGGUGCGGCUGCUGCGCGGUGUGUGCUGCGGGGGAGGAGGGUGCGACCUGCGGGCGUAAGCGCGAUCUGCCCUGCGCCACUGGGUUCGAGUGCGUGCGCUCCGGGGGAAAGAGAUCCUCUAAAGGGGUUUGCCGGUGUAAGAGCGGUCACCCGGUGUGCGGCAGCGAUGGGAAGACGUAUGAGAACCCGUGCAGGCUGGAGGCGGCCAGUCGCAGGGCGCGGCAGCGGGGGAACGCUCCGGUCACGCGCGCGCACAAAGAUCGGUGCGCAUCUGCACCUCCAGGUCCCACACACCACAACAGCCCCAGGUACAAGUUUAACUUCAUCGCUGAUGUUGUGGAAAAAAUCGCCCCUGCUGUGGUCCAUAUCGAGCUCUUCCUCAGCCAUCCACUGUUUGGUCAACACGUACCAUUAUCCAGCGGUUCAGGGUUCAUCGUGACAGAAUCUGGUGUAAUCGUAACCAACGCUCAUGUGGUGAGCAGCAGCGCCACUACAGCGGGCCGACAGCAGCUUCGGGUGCAGCUUCGUGAUGGCAAAACGUACGAAGCCUCCAUAACCGACAUUGACAAGAAGUCUGACAUCGCAACCAUCAAAGUCAACCCAAGGAAAAAGCUUCCAGUUCUUCCUCUGGGCCACUCAGCUGAUCUACGCCCGGGUGAGUUUGUGGUGGCCAUCGGCAGCCCGUUUGCUCUGCAGAACACCGUGACUACAGGCAUUGUGAGCACAGCACAGAGAGAUGGCAAGGAGCUUGGCAUCCGGGACUCGGACAUGGACUACAUUCAGACUGAUGCCAUCAUCAAUUAUGGAAACUCAGGUGGCCCACUCGUUAACCUUGAUGGUGAGGUUAUUGGGAUAAACACACUGAAGGUGACAGCUGGGAUCUCCUUUGCCAUUCCAUCAGAUCGUAUUAACCAAUUUCUUGGUGAAGCUUAUGAUAAGCAGUACAAAGAUAAACACAAACUAGUUAGGCUGCAGUACAUGCCAUCUCAGCCUGUGGUGUCUGACUCAGAUUUUAAAGGCACAAAGAAAAGAUUUCUUGGAAUCAGAAUGAUCACCCUCACAAAGGACCUUGUUAAAGAGAUGAAACAGCAUGAUCCACAUUUCCCAUAUAUCAGCAAUGGGAUUCUCAUUCAUGAGGUCAUUCCAGAUUCCCCUGCACAAAAGGGUGGACUUGAAGCAGGUGAUGUCAUUGUGAAACUAAAUGGCCGUCCGUUGGUGAGCACUGAAGAUAUACAGUUGGCGCUUCAUGGAGACAUGCCACUUCUUUUGGAAAUUAAUCGUGGCAACAAUAGUCUACUAUUCAACAUUGAACCACAUGUCCUCAUGCAGUAAAAAUACAAGCUUGCUGGAAAACUGGUGUGGAUUUCGAUGACGUUAGGGUUUAAUGAAAUUUAAAGUGUGACUGUUUUUUGUAUAGAUGGGAAGAUGGAGGCUACAUAUGAACAACUGAACACUCACUGUAAAGUUUUCAAUAUUACAAAGUGCAGUUAAGAUAUGCCAUAUAUCAAUGACCAGAGAACAUUGGUACAAUGGAAAUGAUGACUAGGAUUUUAUAAGUGUCUCUGAGCUUAACCGAAAACUCAGACUUUGCAUUAUUUUAUAUUCAGAUUUUACAUACAGUCAUACAGUCACUGGAGCCAAAUAUCCACCUUUAAAUCCUAGUCCCCUCACUGUAUCCACUACAAACUACCUGAAAAUGUUAUUUGACAUAACUUACAAAAUACACUACAUAUUUUUAACUAACUAGCUGAGAUAUCUUCUUGGCUACAUACACUGUAGCCAAGAACAUAUCUUGAGCACUGUAGUGCUCAUAUAUGUAUUGAGCACUGUAGUGUUCAAUAUUUAUGCGCUGUUUAUUACACCAUUCCAAGCAGGUCUUUCUAUAUACUGUAC